Messenger RNA from Durio zibethinus, 888 nucleotides. Its product is annotated as ras-related protein RABA2a-like. NCBI's taxonomy places the organism in Eukaryota, Viridiplantae, Streptophyta, Magnoliopsida, Malvales, Malvaceae. The record is from RefSeq and is a predicted model, not a curated record. Gene Ontology annotation, molecular function: GTP binding; GTPase activity.
AACUCAAAUCAAAAUCAGCGGUAUAAUUCACAUCAAUUUCAAAGACGGAAACGAGAGUCUCGGGUUUCACUUCUUGACUUGAAAAUCUAUGAUCUGUCAAUUGUUUUCUCACACUGUCUUUUCCAAAGCAUUGUUCCUUUGAAAGACAAGGACUUCCCUGAUAUUUUCAGUUUCUAUUUUUAUUCUCAACGCAAAAAAAAAAAAUCCAGAAACUAAAAAUGGCGAGGAUACCGGACGAGGAAUACGAUUACUUGUUUAAGGUUGUAUUAAUCGGAGACUCUGGUGUAGGAAAAUCUAACUUGCUUUCCCGAUUUACUCGGAACGAGUUUUGCUUAGAAUCUAAAUCCACCAUCGGAGUGGAAUUCGCCACUCGCACUCUCCAAGUUGAGGGGAGGACCGUGAAAGCUCAAAUAUGGGACACUGCUGGUCAGGAACGGUACAGAGCAAUAACGAGCGCCUACUAUAGGGGUGCCCUUGGAGCUCUUCUGGUGUAUGAUGUUACCAAGCCAACAACAUUUGAAAAUGUGAGCCGAUGGCUGAAGGAGCUCAGGGACCAUGCCGAUUCUAAUAUUGUGAUUAUGUUGAUUGGGAACAAGACUGAUCUGAAGCAACUCCGAGCAGUUGCCACUGAGGAUGGUCAAAGCUAUGCAGAGAAUGAAGGUCUCUCAUUCAUUGAGACUUCUGCACUGGAAGCAACAAAUGUUGAGAAGGCUUUCCAGACCAUUCUCUCUGAAAUAUACCGCAUAAUUAGUAAGAAGUCACUUUCUUCAGAUGAGCCAGCAUCUGCAAGUAUUACAGAAGGGAAGACCAUUGUCGUCGGAGCUCCAGACCCCAACGCAAAAAAGGCUUGCUGCUCAUCAUCUUGAGUAUGAUCUUUAUUCAUUACAG